This is a messenger RNA of Aspergillus novofumigatus IBT 16806, 822 nucleotides long. RefSeq lists its product as uncharacterized. Lineage: Eukaryota; Fungi; Ascomycota; Eurotiomycetes; Eurotiales; Aspergillaceae. The coding region runs from base 106 to 657 and encodes 183 amino acids. The transcript has a single exon. The record is from RefSeq and is a predicted model, not a curated record.
CUUUGUCAAUACAUUCUGCUUUUGCAAUUCAAGCGUUGCCAGAUCAUCAUCAUCAUCAUCAUCAUCAUCAUCAUCAUCAUCAUCAUCAUCAUCAUCAUCAUCAUCAUGCGUUUCUCCGUCCCCGCCGUCGUCACCCUCACCAUGAGCGCUGGCCUCGCAUCAGCCGCCGCCAGCCUCCCUUCCACAGCCUGCUGGAACCUCCAAUCCGUCAUCCAGAACGUCGACUACGCGCGUUUCUUCGGCCACGCCCAGCAGGAGAUCUGCAGCAAAGGCUGCAAAGUCAAGCUCUCCGAGUACGAGCCCAACCUGCGCAACUUUGGCAGGUCCAUCAUAGAAGCCGAAACCCCCAACAUGGGCACGCCGCAGCUGAACAACGCCUACAUCAGCGGGGUGGACAGCCUGAUCGACUUGGCCCGGACACAAUGCGCAGCCGGGGAGGGCGACCUGUGCGCCAUGAAUACCGCCGAGUUGCAGUCCCUGGCAAAGUGUGUCAAGGCCAACUCGUGGAGAGUUUUCCUGGACAACGCCUUGAGCCUGUGGCCUGUUCUGACCACGAACUGCCAAACGCAGUAUGACUUCUUUUCGAACCCGGCCUUGUGGGAAGAGAAGGUCCCGGCCUAUUUCCGGGGAUUUGCCGAAAACUGCGAGAAGAACUGAGUUGGUCCGGUUUGUCAAGAGGCUAGUGAGGCUUGAAGGCUGCAGGACUUGCAAGAUGUCGUCGGAAUUAUGGAUAUUCGGAUUCCCCACGGCAUAUUUAAUCGGCAGCUAUGUAAUUAGUGCACCCGGACUAUUUGCAUAUACAUCGUUAGUCGAACAACCCAG